AUGACAUCGAUAAUCCGGACCAGCGUAUCAGCCAGGACGUGGAGCGGUUCUGCCGGCAGCUCAGCAGCAUGACCAGCAAGCUCAUCACCUCCCCCUUUACUCUGGCCUACUACACUUACCAGUGCUUCCGAAGGCUGGCUUGGGCCUGUGAGCAUCUUCGGAUAUUUCAUCCUGGGGACCAUGGUGAACAAAACAUUGAUGGGGCCCAUCGUGACGAAGCUGGUACAGCAGGAGAAGCUGGAGGGGGAUUUUAGGUUCAAACAUAUGCAGCUUCGAGUGAACGCUGAGCCUGCCGCUUUCUACCGAGCUGGGCUUGUAGAGCACAUGAGGACAGACCGCAGGCUGCAGAGACUCCUUCAGACCCAGAGAGACCUGAUGUCCAGGGAGCUCUGGCUGUACAUUGGCAUCAACACCUUUGACUAUCUGGGCAGCAUUCUCAGUUACAUAGUCAUUGCGAUCCCCAUUUUCAGUGGCCUCUAUGGAGACCUGAGUUCCACGGAGCUUAGCACCCUGGUCAGCAAGAAUGCCUUUGUGUGCAUCUACCUCAUCAGUUGCUUCACCAAGCUCAUUGACCUGUCCACCACAGUCUCAGAUGUUGCUGGGUACACACACAGGAUUGGAGAGCUUCAGGAGGCCCUGCUGGACAUGUCCCGAAAAUCACAGGACUGUGAGACCCCAGGCGAGAGUGAGUGGGAUUUGAACAAGGAAAAGGCCCCGGGGCGGCCGACAGCAGAGCCAUCAGAUACGGCUUUUCUGCUUGACCGGGUUUCCAUCUUGGCCCCCUCCUCUGACAAGCCCCUGGUCAAGGACCUGAGCUUGAAGAUCUGUGAGGGCCAGAGCCUGCUCAUCACGGGCAACACGGGCACCGGCAAGACCUCCCUGCUCCGGGUGCUGGGAGGCCUGUGGGAGAGCGUGAAGGGCUCAGUGCAGAUGCUGGCUGAUUUUGGGCCCCACGGGGUGCUGUUCCUGCCACAGAAGCCGUUCUUCACUGAUGGGACACUUCGGGAGCAGGUGAUCUAUCCCCUGAAGGAGAUCUACCCUGACUCAGGUUCUGCUGAUGAUGAGAGAAUCAUGAGGUUCUUGGAGUUGGCAGGUCUGUCCAGCUUGGUGGCCAGGACAGGAGGUCUGGACCAGCAGGUGGAUUGGAACUGGUAUGAUGUCCUGUCCCCAGGGGAGAUGCAAAGACUGUCCUUUGCCCGACUCUUCUACCUGCAGCCAAAGUACGCAGUGCUUGAUGAAGCCACCAGUGCCCUGACCGAAGAAGUAGAGGGUGAGCUCUAUCGAAUUGGCCAGCAACUGGGGAUGACAUUUAUCAGCGUGGGACAUCGGGCCAGCCUUGAGAAGUUUCACUCCUGGGUUCUGAAACUCUGUGGAGGAGGAAGGUGGGAACUGACCAGAAUCAAAGUGGAAUGAAGCCAAGCCUGUGGGUACGCC
Acomys russatus (golden spiny mouse) is the source of this 1434-nucleotide messenger RNA. RefSeq names its product ATP binding cassette subfamily D member 4 (gene Abcd4). Gene Ontology annotation, biological process: peroxisome organization; fatty acid beta-oxidation; long-chain fatty acid import into peroxisome. Gene Ontology annotation, molecular function: ABC-type transporter activity; ATP hydrolysis activity; long-chain fatty acid transmembrane transporter activity. Gene Ontology annotation, cellular component: peroxisomal membrane. NCBI's taxonomy places the organism in Eukaryota, Metazoa, Chordata, Mammalia, Rodentia, Muridae. The record is from RefSeq and is a predicted model, not a curated record. The transcript is spliced from 16 exons.